This is a messenger RNA of Callorhinchus milii (elephant shark), 3033 nucleotides long. It is a transcript of the gene stard3, whose product is annotated as StAR-related lipid transfer (START) domain containing 3. Gene Ontology annotation, molecular function: lipid binding. Bases 186 to 1532 code for a protein of 448 amino acids. The record is from RefSeq and is a predicted model, not a curated record. Lineage: Eukaryota; Metazoa; Chordata; Chondrichthyes; Chimaeriformes; Callorhinchidae. The transcript has 15 exons.
GUUCCUGUUACUUACUCAGAACUCCCUGAACGGGUAGACACACCAGACACCACCUAAACACCAGAGGCGGCCAACAAAGCUGAAAUAGCACUCGUUCAUUUGUCCCGAGCUUGGACCAUGAGCUUUCUCGACGAUAUGCCCUUUGGCUGCUGAGCCUUAGCCGAGGCGGAGGUGGAGCAGACAGGAUGCCCAAGGCCUUCGGAGAUGCGGAAAAUGGACUAGAACAAAGCCUCCCAGCCAUCGCCUCGAUCAAUACCUACUACUCCAGGAGCCAGCAGGGGAUGCCCAGUCACUUCACAGCCCUAGGAGAGAAAAAGAAAAGCAUCUCGGAUGUCCGGAGAACUUUCUGCCUUUUUGUAACUUUUGACCUCCUGUUUGUUUCGCUCUUGUGGAUCAUCGAGCUGAAUGGAAAAGAAGGCAUUAAAGAGAAUCUGGUGGAUGAAAUCCUGAAAUACAGGUUUCAAACAUCGUUCUUUGAUAUAUUUUUGCUGGCCAUCUUCCGUUUCUUGGUGCUGUUGUUUGCCUAUGCCCUGCUGAGGCUGCGUCACUGGUGGGUGAUAGCGGUGACAACAUUGGUUACCAGCAGCUUCUUAAUUAUAAAAGUCAUUCUGUCCAUUCAGUUCCAGACUAGGGGAGCGUUUGGGUAUGUGCUUCCCAUCGUCUCCUUUGUCCUGGCCUGGCUGGAGACCUGGUUUCUGGAUUUCAAAGUGUUGACUCAGGAGUUAGAGGAUGAGCGACUGUAUCAGACAGCACAGGCGGCGUUCCCGCAAGCACCUCUUCUGCACCCAAGGGCUGUGUCCGAUGGACAGUUCUACUCCCCACCAGAAUCCUUAGCAGGCUCCGAUGAUGAGUUAGAAGAAGAAGGGACUGGGCGGAAAGCAGUGACGCCUCAGGAGAAGGAGUAUGUGCGGCAGGGCCGGGAAUCCAUGGGGGUGGUGGAACACAUCCUGACCAUGGAGGAGAACUGGAGACUGGAGAGGGAGAAUGACAUCGGUGAUGCUGUUUACACAUAUGAAAUACCCUAUCACGGCAAAACGUUUAUUUUGAAGGCGUUUCUGCAGUGCUCGGCUGAGCUCAUAUACCAAGAGGUAAUCCUGCAACCGGAGAAACUAGUUAUCUGGAACAAAACAAUUGCAGUCUGUCAGGUGAUACAGAGGAUCGACGACAACACUCUGAUCACUUACGAUGUCGCUGCAGGAGCCGCUGGAGGGGUGGUUUCCCCCAGGGACUUUGUGAACGUGAGGCGCAUUGAAAGGAAGAAGGAAAUGUACAUCUCCUCCGGAAUAUCAAGCACGCACGGCUCAAAACCUCCGCUCAACAAAUACGUCAGGGGCGAGAAUGGGCCUGGAGGGUUCGUAGUGCUCAAGAGUCUCCGUAACCCACACGUCUGUACAUUUAUCUGGGUCCUGAACACAGACCUGAAGGGACGUUUGCCAAAAUACCUAAUUCACCAGAGUUUGGCUGCUACCAUGUUCGAGUUUGUGUCACACCUGCGGAAGCGGAUCACGGACGUGCGUGGCGCCGGGUACUGAGGGGCAUCGGGAAGUCAGCGAGAAGUGUGGCAACCCGGGCACUGAGGGGCAUCGGGAGGUCAGCGAGAUGCGCACUGCACUGGACAUUUGAGCGGGCAGUGGGUGCGUGACCUGCGUUGGCAGCGGGAAGAUGCCAAGUACAGUCUCCCACCGCAGAGCUGAUUGGCAGUUUGCUGCGACGUCACCUCAACCAGUAACCAGUAACACAAACAUUUUGUUUUGUUUUUUGUGGGGGGGGGGGGUAAAAAGAAACAAACUGAUUUUUGCACUAAUUGCAACCUGAUUUUUGUAACGAUUCUUGUUCCACUGGAUUCUCCGAGCAUCAAUGAGUGUAAGGUGCGAAGGAAAUUCUGCUUCUGUCCGUCUAUCUGUCCCUGACAGCUCCUUGCAUUUCAGAGGUAAUGGGGAGGGUGGGGGGGGCAGAGAAUCAUGUAUUAAUCACCCUGUGGGGGGGGUGUGAGGUGAGUUUGGGAGGGGGAAGAUCGUACCAAGUGACUCACAGGGAAUACGUUCAGUGAAGAUUCACUGAGCACAAUACAGGACACUGGAGGUGAGUAAUGUGAUUUAUUCAGGGCUGGAAAAAAAUGGCAAUCAAAGCAAAAUAAGCGCUCAGGACAACGUGAUCGCAGCUGUGGGCAAUGACCGUUGUUUCCUCAACAAACGCAGUCUUCAUUUUGGAAGGAAGUCCACCCGGAAAUAGUCCCCUCUCACCCCCGGCUCCUCGGCUGAGGGCUCUUCACUUGCACUGGAGAGAGCUUGGUAAACACCAGCCAGGCAACUACAGAGAAACACACGCGCACACAGACGGAUACACACACACACAUACACACACACGCACACACAGACACACACACACCCAGUGUUAUCACGUCCCUGCCCUUGCAACGCACUUGGAGUUUCGAGCAGACGAGCACAGGGACAGUGAUCAGCAGUCGGAACCCUGGUCGAUUUUUUUUUUUUUCUCUCUCUCCCUCUCUCUCUUGCGCUCUCCAUCGUCGUAGCUCAGGGACACUGAGGCCAUUUGUAUGUGACUGAUUGUGCCGCGACUAAUGUUUCUGCGACUGCUGCGGGCAAAGAUGAGUAUGAAGCUUAACACAAGGGUUUUGAGGUUUCUGUCCUCACGUUAGCGUGUAAAACUGUGACCAACACAUUUCAGAUCAAAGUGUAAGAUUAUUGUUUGAAUUCAACACUGGAAUAAAUAUUUUAAUUUGGUGAGCAUCCCUUGCUUAUUUCCUCAGCCCAGCACACUGCUCCUAAGUCAGGGGUGUGUGUGUGUUGGGAGAACAAACCUGAGUCCCUCGGCUUGUCUGCGAUUGCUGUUUUUCAGGGAGAAAUGUUGGAUGAGGUGGAAAAGGAACAUUUAGUUUUCUGCUUGCACUAUCUCUGUGAAGUGUCCAAAGCGCACAGGAACCAACCAAGGGCAGAAGCUGCCUCUAUCACCAGGUAUUGAGUUAAUGCUCUCCUUAACCAAAUAAAACACUGACUGCAAUUGAUUUAAAAA